This is a messenger RNA of Porites lobata, 1835 nucleotides long. Lineage: Eukaryota; Metazoa; Cnidaria; Anthozoa; Scleractinia; Poritidae. The record is from the annotation of a GenBank genome assembly.
CUUAUCGUUGAAAAAUCUCGUGCAGCCUGCAGUGCUAGUCUUCAAAGGUUUUUGGACUUCUGCAACACUAUAGGGGUUCCAAUGGCUCCUGAAAAAACGGUUGGUCCUUUUGAAGUUUUAACAUUCGCGGGAAUAGAACUAGAUUGUGAGAGAUUUGAGGCCAGACUUCCUGCGGACAAAGUAGUCAAAGCAAGGGCGACUAUUGGCAACAUGAAAGGCAGACGGAAAGUUACCCUGAGAGAGUUGCAGUCAUUGAUAGGCUUGCUCAACUUUGCAUGUUCAGUAGUUGUUCCAGGGAGAGCAUUUCUCCGUCGCCUGAUUAAUUUAACAGUCGGUGUUAAACGGCCUCAUCAUUAUAUUCGCCUCACCCAACAAACCAAAAAGGAUUUACAAAUCUGGGAAUGCUUUUUGGAGUCCUUUAAUGGUAGGUCCCUUUUUCUACAGGAAGACUGGUCUUCAUCUCAUAGCUUAAGAUUAUACACAGAUGCUGCUCAGAGCAGUGGCUUCGGUAUACUUUUCGGUGAUCAAUGGGCAUAUGGCACAUGGCCGGAGAAAUGGAAGAGAUAUAACAUUUGCUUUCUCGAAUUCUUUCCUAUUGUAAUUGGGCUUAGUAUGUGGUGUCCGGAAUUACGAAACAAACGGGUUCUUUUCAUGACCGAUAACGAAAGCUUAGUGCAUGUCAUCAACAAACAAACGACCAAAGAUGCAAUGUUGUUGGGUCUUUUGCGCAAAUUAGUACUGGUGUGUUUGCAAAACAACAUCUUAUUCAAAGCGCGUCAUAUUCCCGGAGUUAAGAAUGAAAUGGCUGACAGCUUGUCUCGUUUGCAGGUGGGCAAAUUCAAAACCAUAUCGAGGGGUACAGGUAUGCAAACAUCUCCAACACAGAUUCCGGCGCAUCUGCUUCCAGAGAAUUGGGAAGUAGGUUAAAGCAAUUGUUAGAAGCAAGUUUAAGUUCGUCUUCGGUGCGUACAUACCAGCGCCCAUGGCAGCUCUUAUACCAAUUUCAGCAAGAUAGGCUGGGAUAUCUAGGCCCAGUUUUUCCUCUUUCGAUAAACACUUUAGCACUCUUCAUUGCCUUUCUAGCGGAACAGAAAUAUGCAGCCUCUACUGUCUUGACUUACAUCUCGGCCUUGAGAUAUCCGCAUCGCUUAGCCUCCCUAUCAGAUCCAACAAAGGCAGACAUGAUACAAAUAGCGCUUAGGGGGUACAGUAAGCUCAACCCAUCAUUCGAUGUGCGUUUACCAAUUUCACUGCCAAUACUGGAGAACAUUAUUGCGGCUAGUGAUCACACGCAGUCUGCAUUAUAUUACAGAAAGAUGACUCAAGCAAUGUAUGCCUUUGCCUUUUUUGCAGCAUUGAGGGUUGGGGAAUUGACAUACCGCGCUCAUCAGUCCCAGCGCAAUUUAAUCCUUUUGAAUCAAAUUACAUUCAUGGAAACUAGGGAGGGAUCAAUUAGUGCUAUUAAGUUAACCCUGAGAAAUUACAAGCACAGCGAUACUUCAAAGCCCGUAGAUCUUUUUCUUUACAGAGAGCAGCCUGUCUGUCCUGUAUCAUUGCUGCUAGCAUAUUUGAAUCUUCGGGGCAAUUUCCCAGGCCCACUUUUUUGCUGGCCUGACGCUUCCCCUAUUUCUCGUUCGUUUUUCACAUCUGCACUAACUGCAGCGCUUAAUUUCUGCAAUCUGGAUGUCUCCAAAUAUAAGUCUCAUAGUUUCAGAAUCGGAGCAGCCUCAUGGGCAGCAGCAAAGGGCUUCUCGGAUGCCCAGAUCAGAAGUUUUGGCCGGUGGAAUUCUAAUGCUUUCUUACGAUAUAUCAGAAUACCUUCGCUGUCCACAUGA